Phanerochaete carnosa HHB-10118-sp is the source of this 591-nucleotide messenger RNA. RefSeq lists its product as uncharacterized. Lineage: Eukaryota; Fungi; Basidiomycota; Agaricomycetes; Polyporales; Phanerochaetaceae. The transcript has a single exon. Bases 198 to 359 code for a protein of 53 amino acids. The record is from RefSeq and is a predicted model, not a curated record.
CGCAAGCCAAUCUGCUACUCUCUCUUUACCAUUGAUAUCAUCAUCUCUUGGACACAUCGCUGUACAAGGACGCCAUUACCUCCUGCGAUCUGGUACAGUACUGCUACUGCUUCUCCCCUGCCCAGUCCCUGCUGUUCUGCCAUGGCUUCCCAUCCACCUCUCGCGACUGGCGCUAUCUUGUACCUCGCCUGAAGCACAUGGGCUACGGCAUGCUCGCCCUGGACAUGCUUGGCCAUGGCGGGACCGGCAAGCCCGCCGACCCGGCGGCGGACAUCCCUCGCCCGAUAUCCAGAGAUAUUGCGGAUGUCGUCGAUGCCGAGAGGCCUAAGAAGGUUAUUGCUAUCGGCUAUGGCUGGUGAGCUCUUCCUGUCCCUCCUCGCUUGGGGCUAUCUCGGGUACUGAACCACUAACAGCAGGGCUGCAAGGCCAUCUCGCGCCUCGCAAACUAGUAAUCCGAGCAAGUCCUCGCCUACAUCCUCCUCGCCACCUCCUUCGUACAGGUGCUGCCCCGGCGGACUUCCAGGGAUUUCUGGGCUCCCUGAAGCAGCAGCUCGGGCACGAGACGUUCGGCUAAUGGGAGUUCUCGAGUGA